GCUUGGCAUGUUAGAGAAGGGUUCAUGGCACACCUUCAUGUAAGUCCAGACGAAAUGCAUAAGUAUGAGAUGCUUUGCACCAGAGAGUUGGAGUCGGGUCACGACUCGGAGCUGGAAGACGACUCGGACUCCGGGUCUGUCGGUUGUUUGUUGAAUGCCGACGAGCAAAGAGCCGCACCGAGGGAGCGGCAGCCAGAGUGGCUUCCUGCAUGGCUGUUCACAGCCAGGUUUGGCAUCCCCGCUGUGGUGACAAAGAGGAUGGAGAGCAAGCAGUGCGAAAAGAUGGACAACAAGCUCACGAUGUUUGAUGUCGCUGGCCCACCCAUGAAGUGGCUCUGGUUUAGCACCGUCGUCUACUGGACCUACUCCAUCGUGUUGCCCUGGUUUGCGUACCGUCACAUACAGUGCACAACCUUUGGCCACUUUAGGUACCCCCUCUGGCUGUGGUGGACAUUUGUACCGGUUCUUAUGACAUUGGUCAUUGUGGAGUGGAGGUGUGUGAUGUACACCAUCGUACCUGUCGCGCAGUGGCUGAAGGGGCUGAGCGUGCCUCUGGUGGGCGAGGCAUCCUUUAAGGUCUGGCUGGCGUUUACUGGAUUUCAAAGCUUGACAUCCCACGCAGAUGUGGUGACGCAGGGCCUUUUUUUGGCUUCUACUUGCCGAAGCAUCAGCUGCCCAGGCUGGAGCAAGAUCUAUGUGGCGUGGGAAACCGUGUGGGCGUCUUCGCCUCUGAGCUGGAUUUCUGCCGGCAAGGAUCUGAAAGUGAUCAUGCUGCUGAGUUGGAGUGUCCUGGUCGUCCAGCUGCCACUCUACGUGGUGGGCGCCCUGCCCUGCCGCUGCGUGGAUUACCGCAUGGGCUUCAAUCCCAAGUCGGAGUCCGGGCACCACGACCAGCAUGAGGCGCGUGGGGAGCCGGAGGGCUAUGAGACCUGGACCGGGGUCAGGAUCUGGCACGCGGACGCCAUCAAGUGCCUGGCGAAUGUGAACCGCAUGGCGGUGCUCAAUGAGGGCCAGUUCGAGCUCAGCCUGCAGCGCGCCAGGGAGGAGGUGACCAAUGACGACGCGCGGCGCGGGCUGCACAUCUUGGGCCAGACCGGCCGAGGGAUGUUCCUCCGAGCGGUUUUGACCAACCUGUGCCAGAACUGCACAAAGCUGGAGUUGCAGACUACGAUUUUCGCCUUGGGGCACAUGAUUCAACCAGAGGAUGUGGACUUUCAGGUUGCACUUUCUUUGGUGCUGGCGAAUGCAACUUCGCUGCAAGCCUUGAUGGCCCUGGUCCGCAAAAUCCGCAUGCUCAGAGAACAGAAGUUUCUUGCAUGGGAGCAGAUGUGCCAGGCAGCAAAGCCUUUGCCUGCACUUUACGAGUACAUGGUGGUAUCUCUCUAUGACUAUUUGACCCUCGGUGUCAUACUCGUUUGCGUUCUUGUUCAGCUUCACUCCAUUACAAAGUUCGCCAUGGCCUUUGUUUGCCAAGAUGCAUUGUGGAAUCUUCCGAACAAAUGCGUAGACGUGCCAGGUUUCUAGGCCCUACCUGCGAUCUUUGGACUCGGCUCUAAAGGAGCCGACGCCCGUUUUUCGUCUCACAGAAGCGCUCGCCGCAGGUAGCGUUCGGCGGUGGAAGCGUGAC
This is a messenger RNA of Effrenium voratum, 1627 nucleotides long. Lineage: Eukaryota; Dinophyceae; Suessiales; Symbiodiniaceae. The record is from the annotation of a GenBank genome assembly.